AUGCUGCCUUUGUCCCUCCUGCUCUUGGCUCUUCCUUUAGUAAUGGCAGAUGUGUAUUAUAAUGACACUCUGGAUUCUGAAUGGGAGAUCUGGAAGACGACUUACCACAAGCAAUACAACGAUAAGAUGCAGGAACUUAUGAGACGUCUCAUCUGGGAGAAAAAUCUUCAAACAAUCAAGUCACAUAAUCUAGAGUACGCUCAGGGGCUGCACACCUACGAACUGGGCACGAAUAAAUUUGGAGAUAUGACCAAUGAGGAGAUUGUGAAGAUGAUGACAGGCUGGAAAGUCCAUAACAAAAUUGGGCCAACUCACAUCACAUCAGAUGAAAACGAGGAAUCUGCUGAUAUCCCUGACUCUAUUGAUUACAGAGAAAAGGGUUAUGUCACCCCAGUCAGAGAGCAGGGUAUGUGCCAAUCUGACUGGGCUUUAAGCUCAGUUGGGGCUUUGGAAGGACAACUGAUGAAAAAAACUGGAAAACUGGUGGAACUCAGCCCUCAAAACCUGGUUGACUGUGUUGAAGACAAUGCUGGAUGUGGAGGAGGAAAAAUCAAUGCUGCUUUUCAGUAUGUUAAGAAAAACAAUGGGAUAGACUCAGAGAAAGCUUAUCCAUAUGUUGGAAAGGACCAGAACUGUACAUACAAUUCGUCCGGCAAAGCAGCCGAGAUUAAAGACUUCAAAGAAGUCCGAAAGGGCAGCGAAAAAGCAUUGCAGGAAGCAGUGGGAUCUGUAGGGCCAGUCUCUGCACGCAUUGAUGCCAGCCUCAUCACGUUUGCAUUUUAUGAAAAAGGUAUUUACCUUGACAAAAAUUGCGAUAAUGAAAGUUUAAACCUAGCUGUUCUUGUUGUCGGGUAUGGAGUGGAAAAGAAGGGAAAAUACUGGAUUAUUAAGAACUGGAUGGGAGAUGAUUGGGGUGAGAAAGGCUACAUGCUAAUGGCCAGAGACAAGGAUAAUAUCUGUGGUAUUGCAAGUGAUGCCAGUUACCCAAUCAUGUGAAUUCUGCCUGGUGGCCCCAUGAAGAAGACAUUCUCCAGAAUAUUGAAGUCAGAGCCCAGACCAAUCUUUCUGCCUCCCAAUAAUAGUUGCAUAUUUAUUCAUGCAAUUAUGACAUCUUUGUCAUCGUUUCAUCUU
Xenopus laevis (African clawed frog) is the source of this 1131-nucleotide messenger RNA. Its product is annotated as cathepsin K. The transcript is spliced from 7 exons. Lineage: Eukaryota; Metazoa; Chordata; Amphibia; Anura; Pipidae. The record is from RefSeq and is a predicted model, not a curated record. Bases 1 to 996 code for a protein of 331 amino acids.